Mangifera indica (mango) is the source of this 716-nucleotide messenger RNA. RefSeq lists its product as uncharacterized. The transcript has 2 exons. Lineage: Eukaryota; Viridiplantae; Streptophyta; Magnoliopsida; Sapindales; Anacardiaceae. The coding region runs from base 201 to 551 and encodes 116 amino acids. The record is from RefSeq and is a predicted model, not a curated record.
CCGCACGACACAGCCCUUUUCAACCAAAAAUGGAUAGAAUAUUUUAGGAGAAUGGGUGUUAAAGAUGAAAUGAAUACCACUACUUCUAGCACCAUAAAUGAUAUUGCCCAAUUGGGAGUGGACAAGGAGAGCUAUACUCUCCUCACUAUGCAUUUAAAAUCAACACAAGCAGGAGCUCAACAAAGCUAGACGAGCGGAAAAUGGUGAUGGUUAUGGCAGCUGAUACUCUUAGGAGGAAUCUGAUAGCGAUGAAGGAAAGAUUGUUGGAUAAGCUUAAAGCUGCUGCUGUUCCGGCUGAUGCUUUGGAAAAUGCCCGCCAAUUCUUGGAGAGCGUGGUGAGUGUUGCGGUUCAUGGCCUCGCCAAGGAUGCCUUGCUUCGCAUCAAGACUCAUCUUGUUCACCCAUUCUCUUCCCUCUCCCCAAACAUCACUAGAAAGAUGGUAGAGGAAGCAGAGGAGGAGGCUAAUGAAAAGGGAGAAAGUGAAGGAGAUGAGAGAGGAGAGGUCAAUGAGCAAAGUAGCAGCAAGGCUCUACAGCUAUCACGGCUUUAGAAUUAUUAUUUAUACAAGAACCUUAUUCACCUUUUUCAUAUAUGUGGUUGGAAGAGGUGACUUUCAGUGUCUCAUUUUUAUAUGCCUGAUUAAGCAGUUUUCCAGAUGGCGUAACUUGUUUAUAAUCUGGGUUACAAUUCAUAUAAUAAAUACAACUUUCUUGAA